GUCUCCUGUGAGAUUCAUUACUCUCAAUAAACAUUGUGAAAAUGGGUACCAUCUUGAUUUUUGUGUGUCUCUUCUUUAUUCCUGAUGCUUUAACUAAUACAAAAGAAUGGACUAACUUCAAAGAAAAAUUUGGAAAGGAUUAUAAGAGCACCUUGGAUGAACAAAGACGCUUUUCGAUUUUCCAAGAAAACUUGAAAAUAAUCGAAGCACACAACGAAGACUAUCGCAACGGAAAAAGCACGUACUACAUGGGAGUGAAUCAAUUUGCUGAUAUGACUCAAGAAGAGUUCAUCAAUCGACUUGGCCCUGCCAGAAAUAUGGAUAUUUCCGGACAUUCCAGAAUCAUGGAUAUCUCCACUGACGACGGUAAUAUUCCAGAAUCUAUUGACUGGAGAGAAAUUGGAGCUGUAACGCCAGUAGCCAAUCAAGGAGAAUGUGGAUCAUGUUAUAUUUAUGGAGCUUUAGGCAGUAUUGAAAGCCAACAUUUCCUGAAAUCAGGAAAGUUGAUCAAUCUGAGUGUACAACAGAUUCUUGACUGUGAUGAAUAUAACAACGGAUGUAUCGGAGGUUGGCCAGCUAGCGUUUAUAAACAGAUAAGAGAAAACGGAGCUGUCCUCUCAGAAGAUUACCAGAGCUAUCAAGAAAAUGUAGGACAAUGUCAAGCCAAUGGUACAUUAUUCAAAGGAAUAGGAUACUUGAGUGUCCCUAGAAAUGAGAAUGCCUUGAAAACUGCAGUUGCGACUUAUGGUCCAGUUUCGGUAGAGAUAGACGCUUCCUACUUGAACAAGUACUCCGGCGGAGUGUACUUUAACGCCUCGUGCAAUGCGAACAUGGCCAACCACGUGUUACUGGUGGUGGGUUAUGGAACAGAGAACGGGCAAGACUAUUGGUUGGCGAGAAACUCCUGGGGUACGACUUUUGGCAUAGAAGGUUACGUCAAGAUGGCCAGGAAUAGAAACAAUAACUGUGCUAUAGCCAACGCACCAACUCUUCCUAUUUUGUAAUUGAUAGUGGAAUAACGGUCAAGGAUGGGAAGAUUGGGAAGUUCCACUAAUGAAAUAACAAUAAUCAUGGAAUAACAUCAAAAUAUUAAUAAUCUAACUAUAGGUUAUUGUCUUAUUAGUCCAGUCAUUUCAUAAUUGAUACCAAUACACGUUUCUGAUUGCGAAUGUAAAAACUUCACAAAUGAUAAGAUUUCCACAUAAUACGUAACCGUGAAAAGUGCACUAACUGCGCAGUAAAUGUCUGUAAUUGUUCACAUGUUCCUCCUAAUCCUAAAUCACUAUACUCUUUCAUAACUAUAUUAUUUUUUUUUCAUUUUUACUUAUUCCACCAGUGGUUUUAGAAGGUCUUGAAAUCUGAUUAGUCAUUGAAGAAGUUCAUGGAUAAGUCCGAAACGGGUGUUCAUUGAAUAAAUUAGUCCUUCUUAGCUCUAUCCAAGGAUGAAAUGAAAUACAGGGCGUUCCAUUUGAAAAUUUCGAGACAUGAUCGGUUUGCAAAAUACGUCAUAACUUCUGGUUAUUUCAAAUUUUUUAAAUAUUAACAGAAUAUCCAUAUAACAUAUAGAAUUUGUUCAUUCAUGAUGAAAACUGUGCAUCAGAAACUGGAUUCUCAACUUUUCUAUAAGACUUUGAAAUUUGGCUAUUUAGUGGAGGAGAUUAUGGAGAAAGUCCGAAACGGGUUAUCCAGUUGAACUUAUCUUUCUAAGAUCUACCCAAGGACGAAAUGGAAUUCAGAGUAUUCCGUUUGUAAAAAUGUAUGUUUGGUAUGUCGAAGGCAUAUAGACAUUAUACCUAAAAAAAUCUAUAUGACUAUGAAAAACUCCGAUUCUCUCACUUUUUUUUGUAUCCAUUCAACAAUGAGAUUCUUAGCUAUUGAGUAAAAAAACAAUCGGCCUGUACGUACGAUAAUGAUCGUACAGGUGUGAUCCAUUAUUUGACAUUCAGUGUACAUCCAAAAACGUAAAUGAGGUUCUCGAUUGAUCCCGUGAUGAUUAUCCAAUGAAUGUGAAAUUUUUGUACAUAUAUAUAGGUAGGUACGUAUAAUUAGUAAUGUUUGGAAUAUUGGUCGAUUAUUGUACAUUAAAUGUACAUCCACGAAAGUUCUGUAAUGAAUGUUCCAUUAUACCCUCUUCUUUCAAUUCGUAAUUCGUACUUGUUUGUCCAAAGGGUGCACAAAGAUUGUAC
Messenger RNA from Phaedon cochleariae (mustard beetle), 2186 nucleotides. Lineage: Eukaryota; Metazoa; Arthropoda; Insecta; Coleoptera; Chrysomelidae. The record is from the annotation of a GenBank genome assembly.